Molecule: messenger RNA, 4273 nt
Organism: Motacilla alba alba
Lineage: Eukaryota; Metazoa; Chordata; Aves; Passeriformes; Motacillidae
Gene: STK17B
Product: serine/threonine kinase 17b
Exons: 8
Coding region: 1757-2875 (372 amino acids)
Biological process (GO): protein phosphorylation; positive regulation of apoptotic process; intracellular signal transduction
Cellular component (GO): nucleus
Molecular function (GO): protein serine/threonine kinase activity; ATP binding
Source: RefSeq, a predicted model, not a curated record
GUGCCCGGCCAGAGGGGAAGCGGCGAAUGUGCCCGGCCGGGGGGCUGCUGUGCCGUGCCGUUCUGCCGGCUGGGGGUGGUGGAAGCGCCGCGCUGCCUCCCCGCCCUGUGCCGGGUCGCGCCGGCGGCAGCGCGGGGGUGCCCGUGAGGGGAAUCGGGGCUGUCCCGCCGGGACAGGGCCGGGUCCCGCCCGGCCGCUGCCAAACAUCUGCCCGGCCCGGACCAGGGACUCGACGUCUUUAGAAAAGGUUAAAGGAGCUGACUUUUUUCCCGGUAAACUUCUAUAGUUUAGUGUGAAGCCUUUUUUCCCCAUAGCUGGUUGAAUCUCAUUCUCCUGAGUAGAUUAUGUGCUUCUUUGUGGGUUUCUGCCUGCUAUGGGUAUGUGUGCUUCUCUAUUCUUGAUGAUACUGAGCUAAGAAAAGGAGAUGUGGUGUCUUACCAGAGAAACAACGUCAAGGCAACGUGAGGCAGAAGUUCUCCUUCAUAAUUGCAGCGUAGGAAUGAUCAUGUACAAUGAAAGCUUACGUAACAAGCUCUAUAAUGGUAAUGUAUUUGAUAAUGGUAAGCUCUCAAUCAGUGAGGCCAGUUAUCGAACACAAAUGGUUUUCUGCUGAAGUACAGCAGGAAGAAGAUACAGGAAGAAGUUUAGGAAUUCAAGUUACCGAGUGAGCACAGCCCUAAGGAGAGUCAUGUAAAAUUUCAGACAUCAAAAUUGUCCUCUUAAAGGGUAAAUUGUCGUAUAAUGGGGGAGAAGGAAUGCUUGCUUGUUACAGAGUGAGUCAAAGACGUGUGUAUUAAAUUGUAUUGUGACCUUUUCAUAAUUUCUUAAAGAAGCUAUUUCCUGCAUAUCAGAUGAUACUUUGAAGAUAUUUUUAAACUGUGUGGUUUGUGUCUUUUUCCUGCUAAAUUAUGUACAGUGAUUUGAGUCCAAAAUAGUUCUAAUAUGAAUAUCCAUGUUCCAUCCCACAUGGGAAUGUGAACAAUGCUGGAUGGGUACUGGCUUACAUUUGGAUCAUAACUAGUUCGAGUGCUCCCCCAGAAGUGUCUGACAGUGCAUUUCUCUCAUUUGAACUGCAAGUGUAUUUUUGUGAGCUUGCUAACUGACUCUGAAUUGUAAUUUGCCUCUUUUUUUUGCACUAAUAAAGGUAAACCUGCUCUUUAACUUAAAGAAGCCAUCAAUUACUACUUCUGGUAUCCUUCAGUAACCUUUUUCUGCCUUUUGCAUUUCACCUGAAGAGAUGCUUCAGGCCUAUAAAUGUGAAUACCAAACCCCAGUAUUUUUAUUGGGUUUGGUUUUGUUGGGCUUUUUUUUUUCACUGUAGUAGAAAUGCUGUGGGUGGGUGAAUCUUCAUAAUGUGCUGUUCUACUGGUUUAUUAAGGUAAUUUAAUCAGGAUUACUACAUCAUUUGAUUCUAAAUGAUCUGAACUUGCAAAGAGGACCUUGUCCAUUCAUGCUUCUCUCUGACAAUUAACUCAGCCUUAAAAAGGAAACUUGGAGGAGCUAUGGGUGAGCCUAAUAACACAUGUGAAUAUUCCCACUGGGAAAAGAACCCCACUUUGUCCUGUUGUUACCUAUUCCUGCUGUGUUGCAGUUAACAAACAGGAAGGAGCUUUGGUAAAUUCCCCCAGGAACAAGUAUCUGUUAAAAGUGUGAACUUAAAGGAAGUGUGGAACUUACCCAGAAUCCAGAGAAGAGUUUCAGAAAAAUUAAGAAAAGCAGGUGCCUGGUUUAAGAGAGAGACCUGCUGCUCCUGACCAUGUCGAGGAGAAAGCUGGAGAAUAAAAACCUUUCUGGCUUGUUGGCCACAUCUCUGCACACACCAAUCAAGACAGAUAACUUCUACAAUUUUUACAUGCUGGAAUCAAAAGAGCUAGGAAGAGGAAGAUGUGCUGUGGUUAGAAAAUGUGUAGCUAAAUCCACAGGCCAAGAGUAUGCAGCUAAAUUUUUAAAGAAAAGGAGAAGAGGUCAAGACUGCAAAGCAGAGAUUGUGCAUGAAAUUGCUGUCCUUGAAUUAAUGAAAUCCAAUCCUCGCAUAGUUAAUCUGCAUGAAGUCUAUGAAACAGCAAAUGAAAUCAUCUUAGUGUUGGAAUAUGCUGCUGGAGGAGAAAUAUUUGACUUGUGUGUCCCAGAUCUGGAUGACAGAAUUGGUGAAAGGGAUAUUGUAAGGCUUAUAAGGCAAAUACUUGAAGGACUUUGCUGCUUGCAUGAAAACAAUAUUGUUCAUCUUGAUUUAAAGCCUCAAAAUAUUUUGCUGAGCAGCAUCAAUCCUCUUGGUGAUGUAAAAAUUGUGGAUUUUGGGAUGUCCCGGAAGCUUGAGAAUUCCAAUGAGCUGCGGCAGAUCAUGGGAACCACAGAGUAUCUCGCUCCAGAAAUCUUGAACUAUGAUCCUAUUACCACAGCUACAGACAUGUGGAACAUCGGUGUCAUCUCAUACAUGCUGCUGACACAAGAAUCUCCAUUUGUGGGAGCUGAUAUUCAAGAAACUUACCUUAAUAUAUCUCAAGUUAAUGUGGAUUAUUCAGAAGAAACAUUUUCAUCAGUUUCACAGCCUGCAAAAGACUUCAUUCAAAAACUUCUCAUAAAAAAUCCAGAGGACAGGCCCACUGCAGCAGACUGUCUGUCCCAUUCGUGGUUGCAGCAAGGAGAGCUCACGCUCCUGUGCAGCCCUGAAGAGAUUUGCUGCUCCUCUCAGCUGCCAGGACACACAGCCAAGUGCUCAGAAGACUGGAGUGUAAAAUCCAGCUGCAAUGGGAGCUGCAGCGACAAGGAGGACAAGGAGAACAUCCCAGAGGACAGCAGCACGCUCUCCAAACGCUUCCGCUUCGAUGACUCGUUGCAGUAUCCCCAAGACUUCGUGACAGACUUUGUGUGCUAAUGUAGAACAUAGACUUUUCAUGGAAUGAAUUCAGCAUACUCUGUUCCAGUGGUGAAAAAAAAGGUUCUGGCUUGCCAAUUCGUGCAGCAUUGGCAUACUGGACAUGCACUUUGAUUCUUUUAUGCUGGUGCCUCCUUUUCUAUCCAUUGCUGGCAGUGGAUUUAACUCCUGAGGAAGGGGAGUUGUUGCACCAAUAAAAUGAAUUAUUUUUUUUAAGACGAUAUAAUUAAAUAUUUUUGCACUUUUCAAGUUCUAGUCAAAAGAUGAUGCUAGAGUGAACAAACUGAAACCUGCAAAUGAGUCUAAGCAUAGCCUGUGCCAAACAGGGGCUGAACACAUGCAUGCUGUUAGGACUACCUUAGUAAGAGAUUGGGAAGGGAAGCAGGGAAGCUGAAUCUUGCUGGUUUACUGGAGUUGCUUGCUACCAUUCUCACCACUUUGAAUAGAGGCUAAAUUUGGUAUGUUUUGGGACUAUGUUGCAUCUGUUGGGUCCAUUUGGAACCUCUGGGAUCACUAGUAGUUCUGCCUUAUGGAUCUGGUCUACUUGGGCAUUGUCAUGCAUAUUCUGUGUGGUUAUGCUGUGUUGGAUCUCUGCAACACAUGGCAUAGAAGACAGGUCGAUUGUCAGUCCUUGUGCUUAUGGUCCUUGGCUUCUUAUAAUAAAUUACAUUGGAAGAUGAGGUUCCUAUGCUGAUGUGAGUAUUUGAACUUGGUGGUUUGCUUUGAUCAAACCUCUGAAAUAGUAUAAUCUACCUGUAUUGAUUUUUCUUUAUCUUAAAAAAAAACCUCCAAAACAAUCCCCCCCAAAAAACCUCACACAAGCAAGCCCCAAACCACAAAGCCUCCAGUUAAAAGAGUAAACUGAGUAAACUGAAAAUAACCAUUUUUGCCAGUGAAACAGCAAUUGAAAGUUUUUCUCUGUGUCCCUCUAAUGUAGAAGUGUAUCUUGCUGUCAAUUAGUCUUGCCCAUAAUUACUCAGCUUCUUGCCUGCUCUGAGAAAUGGACUGCAGUGUGUUAGUAUUUCAAGACAAACUACCUAAAAAUUGUUUUAAGCCUUUAAAAUUGGUUUGGUUAGUGGUAUUUUUUUAAAGUUCUGUGCCUUCCACUUCUACUUGUUUCUGGCUCUGAGGUAAUAAUGCCUGUGUCAAGUUUUGUUAUAAAGCAAAUGCCAGUUGUGCCUUAACAACCUGAAAGUAAUACUCAUAAAAUAAGCCCCUUAAUCAUAACAGAGCCUGUGAGCCUUUUGGGGCAGUGAAUUUAUUAAAACUCUUACAGAUAUUUUAAAAGUAAAUGCCACUUUAACAUAUUUCUAUAUUUUCCACUCCUCAAAGAUUAAAUUUAAUUGUCUUUAAAUUGGAUUUGCUUUCUGUAAUAAAAUACCACAAUCUGAUAAUCUU